AUGGAAAUGACUAUCAAGAAAUCAAACAAAUUGGCACAAGUUACCAUUCUGAAGCAGAUCCUAAGAAGAUGUUCAAGCCUAGAAGAAAAAAACAGCAACCGUCUUCCUCAUGAUGUUCCUAAAGGUCAUUUUGCUGUUUAUGUUGGAAAAAACAGAGUUAGACAUGUUAUUCCAAUCUCUUUCCUUAACCAACCGGAGUUUCAAUUUCUUCUCCGACGAGCAGAGGAGGAGUAUGGCUUCGAUCAUGAUAUGGGUCUUACUCUUCCUUGUGAAGAAGUUGUCUUUAGAUCUCUCACAUCUAUGCUUAAGAUGAAAUGA
Messenger RNA from Impatiens glandulifera, 318 nucleotides. RefSeq names its product auxin-responsive protein SAUR50-like. The record is from RefSeq and is a predicted model, not a curated record. Bases 1 to 318 code for a protein of 105 amino acids. Lineage: Eukaryota; Viridiplantae; Streptophyta; Magnoliopsida; Ericales; Balsaminaceae. Gene Ontology annotation, biological process: response to auxin. The transcript has a single exon.